CCAUUCCUGAAUCCUGGCCUGCGUUGCAGCUUCUCUCGCGCCACCAAACGCAACCGGAUCGCGUGCGAAGAUGUGUGCGUUUGGGCUCCCUCCCCACUCGCGCUUCUUCCCGGAUUCGUCGGACAUCGUUCCCGCGGCCCACCACCUCCUCACCCUCUCCACCACUGUCCGCCGCAAGCAGGUUGCCUCCUUCCUCUGCUCUUCUUUACAGGAAUUCUGUCGUUUUAAUCAUUUGCCUAGAGUCAAGGAUGUUUGGCGUAAAAGAGUACCUGUACCGGAGGGAUUUGCUUUCCUGGAAACAUUUUCUGAUGUCGUCUCAGCCACAUGUUCAUCUUGCUUAUGUUUCUUUAGUGGGAAAGAAACAGACAAGGACUGGGGAGAUAAGGGAAAGUCUCGUUUUGAGACUGCUAGCAGAAAUUAUUUCGAUGGAAGGCUAUGGACCAAUGUCCUUCUUGCCAUGAAUGUUAUGGUUUAUGUUGGGCAAAUUUCUACCCAAGGGAAGCUGAUGCUAUGGGGAGCGAAGAUUAAUAGCCUCAUCGAUAGAGGGCAAUUAUGGAGAUUGGUUACUUCAUCGUUUCUGCAUGCGAAUAUUGGGCAUCUCAUGGUCAACUGUUAUUCUUUGAACUCUGUUGGUCCUGCUGUGGAGAAAGUCAGCGGGCCUAAAAGAUUUCUUGCAGUUUACUUCACUUCAGUGCUUGCAAGUUCAGCAAUGAGUUACUACUUCUGUAAAGCACCUGCUGUUGGCGCCUCUGGAGCCAUUUUUGGACUUGUUGGUUCAUUUGCUGUGUUUAUUUUGAGGCAUAGAAAUCUCAUCGGGGGCGGGAUGGAAGAUUUGCAGCAUAUCGUGCGUGUGAUUGUCCUAAACAUGGCUAUUGGGACUUUGUCAAAAGGCAUCGAUAACUGGGGUCAUUUGGGGGGCUUGCUUGGUGGAACUGCCAUGUCAUGGUUCCUGGGCCCUGCAUGGAGAUAUGAAUCUAGAUUAGGUGAUGGGCGAUCCGUUUUUACAGAUAAGGCACCUAUUGUCAAUCUGUUUGGCUGGAAAGGAAGGAUGCGAUAGAUCAGACGGGUAUUAGUUUUGCGACUGUGCUGUUGAAUUCUCCCCCUUCUUUUUGGACCUGUUUGGAUUGUGAAUUGCAUCAGUAAUUUGAUGUAAAAGCACCAUCAUUAUGAUUUUACAACAUUUGUUUAAACUCAUAAUUCGGCGGUCAAAUGCAGAUGUAAUAGGAGAUAGGAAAAGAAUUUGUAAUCACUACAAUUUUAUAAUGUA
Molecule: messenger RNA, 1267 nt
Organism: Magnolia sinica
Lineage: Eukaryota; Viridiplantae; Streptophyta; Magnoliopsida; Magnoliales; Magnoliaceae
Product: RHOMBOID-like protein 10, chloroplastic
Exons: 9
Coding region: 71-1057 (328 amino acids)
Cellular component (GO): chloroplast membrane
Molecular function (GO): serine-type endopeptidase activity
Source: RefSeq, a predicted model, not a curated record